Molecule: messenger RNA, 708 nt
Organism: Aspergillus clavatus NRRL 1
Lineage: Eukaryota; Fungi; Ascomycota; Eurotiomycetes; Eurotiales; Aspergillaceae
Product: putative flavoprotein
Exons: 2
Coding region: 1-708 (235 amino acids)
Biological process (GO): coenzyme A biosynthetic process
Cellular component (GO): phosphopantothenoylcysteine decarboxylase complex
Molecular function (GO): FMN binding; phosphopantothenoylcysteine decarboxylase activity
Source: RefSeq, a predicted model, not a curated record
AUGGAAGGCUUUCAACCUCUCUUUUUUGCUCAAAAGCAUCUCCAUGACAACAAAGUACAUAUCCUCCUGGCAGCAAGUGGGAGUGUGGCAACAAUCAAGUUGCCAAAUAUUACAGAAGCCCUUGCCCGGCACGAAAAUGUAUCUAUUCGCAUCCUUGUAACAAAGUCCGCAGAGAGGUUCCUCGCGGGACAAAAUUCGGAGCAACCGCUGCUCGAUUCGCUACUGCACAUAUCUGGAGUUGAGGCCAUUUAUCGAGACGAAGAUGAAUGGAGAACCCCUUGGACCCGCGGUCAGCCAAUCUUGCACAUUGAGUUGAGGAAAUGGGCCCAUGUCCUGGUGGUUGCUCCCCUUUCAGCCAACACGAUGGCUAAAAUGACAAUGGGGAUUGCGGACAAUCUUCUUCUUUCCGUGAUUAGAGCUUGGGACACUACGGGGAAGGUGGAUAUCGGUAUCAAGGACAAGAAAUCUGUCGUGUUCGUUGCUCCAGCUAUGAAUACUGCGAUGUGGAACCAUCCAGUCACUAAAGCACAGCUCAAGAUUUUACAAGAGGAAUGGGGGUUAGGUGAAAUGAAUGAAGGAGGCUGGGUUUCCGUUCUCAACCCGACGGAAAAAUCUCUAGCUUGUGGUGAUACUGGAGAUGGGGCGAUGAUGGAUUGGAAAGAUAUAGUUACUUUAUUGGAGCGCUACAUCGGACUGAGAAGUGUAUAG